This is a messenger RNA of Anastrepha ludens (Mexican fruit fly), 3229 nucleotides long. Its product is annotated as T-box protein H15-like. The transcript is spliced from 6 exons. The record is from RefSeq and is a predicted model, not a curated record. Gene Ontology annotation, cellular component: nucleus. Gene Ontology annotation, biological process: positive regulation of DNA-templated transcription; heart development; cell fate specification. Gene Ontology annotation, molecular function: DNA-binding transcription factor activity, RNA polymerase II-specific; RNA polymerase II cis-regulatory region sequence-specific DNA binding. NCBI's taxonomy places the organism in Eukaryota, Metazoa, Arthropoda, Insecta, Diptera, Tephritidae. The coding region runs from base 824 to 2833 and encodes 669 amino acids.
CAGCACAGCGGCGUUGGCUUCACUUCCAUUUAUAUUGCCGACGCUUUCAGCUAUUCCGUCGCUUCGUUUACAUUCUAAACGCUACCGUCUACGUAUCCGUCACCGCGACUCAACUGCAUUUGCCAAAUCCAAAACAGCCGCGCAACUGUUAGCGGCGCGUUUGUUGUGUUGUGCUAAGCUGUGUCGCGCUCGCCAUUGACUAAGGCAAUGCACAGGCUGGGACGGGCGGGCGCCACCUGACGUUUCGCCAACAGUCGCCGUUUGGCAUCUUCAUUCAUUGGUCAGCAAGACAAUGAAGCGGUUGUCGUGUUAACGGAUUUUCGAGUUUUCACCGGCGCCACAUACGCACUGUAAAUUCGUAAGCGGAGCGUGUUGCACGCGUACGUUGAAGUUCAUACGCGAAACGGCUGGUUCAGAGAUAUCUAACAAAAAAAAAAAUAAAUAAAAAAAUACAAGUUGUUGAAGUUCGAUGUUAAACAGAAAUUUGAGUUUAUAAAAUUUAACGGGAGCGAAAAGAAAUUUGCGAAAGUGUGGGUCUUCAACUUAGGCGGAAACCAAAUGAAUAUCAAAAAUUGAAAAUAAACACAAAUAUAAAAACUUAUAAUAAAUACACACAGAUGUUCAAAAUGAUAAUAAAAAAUGUAAUGCUUGGUGCUUUCGUUUUUGGAAUUUAUGCUUAAUACAACCAAACAUUUUCUAAACUUUAUUUAUCACUAAAAAAUAAAAAUUAAAAUUUUAUGUUCUUCAAAAAGUUUCAAAAUUUCUUUACAAACGAAUUAUUGAAGAGUGAAAAUUGCUAUCAAAUCGUCAGCAAUACGAGAAAAUGCUUUUGAGCAACAUACCAACUCAGUUACAACAACAACAACAAACAGCAUCAGCAACAUCGCCACAAAGCCAACUUCAGCAGGAGAAGCAGCAGCACCAGCAACUGCAACAUAGUCAACAGGAAAUACAAAUUUUCAACAAUAACAAUAACAACCACUGCUACAACUAUAACGAUAAGAAAAAUCUGAAUUAUCCACCCGCCAACGUGACUCAGCAGCUCCCGACAUCCGCGACAACAACAGAAACGCCCACCACCGCCGCCGUCGCUGUGGCCGCAGCCGCUGCAGCCGCCACUUUGUUGCUUAAACAAACUCGCGUAGCAACAAGAACAACUACAAAUACCAACAACAGUAAUUCCUGUGUUAGCGCCACGGAUUUCUCAAUUGCUGCGAUAAUGGCGCGAGGCGCAAAUGCCUCGAGCCGCGAACCAUCCGAAAGGAGUUUGAGCCCCGUUUCCGUGGAACGUUACCCCGACCCGGAUGAUGAUGUCGAUGUGGAUGUGGUCGAUUGCAGCGACUCCGAAUCGACCUCGGCGCGUCCAAUGCGUGCCCAUCACCGGCACCAACUGCAACAGCAACAACAGUCACAGAUGCACCAAAAACUUCAUAAGCAUCACCACCACAGCCAUCAGCAUCACAGUACCAGCAAUAAUAUCAACUCCAAUGGUGGCAAUGGUAGUGGCGCUGGUGAUCAGCAGCACAUGAGCCGCAGCAGCAGUCGAGGGCGCACUUCACCACGCAGCCCCAACAGCCCCACAGCCCAUGAUGAGGAUCGCCUGUCGCCAGAGCCAGCGCAGGUAAAACGCAAACAGUCAGCGCCGAAAAUUGUUGGCUCGUGUAAUUGUGAUGAGUUGCUGCCGGUGCAGUGUCACCUGGAGACGAAAGAGUUGUGGGAUAAAUUCCAUGAAUUAGGCACCGAGAUGAUCAUAACGAAGACGGGGAGACGCAUGUUCCCCACCGUACGUGUCAGCUUCUCAGGUCCACUGCGCCAAAUCCAACCACCUGAUCGUUAUGCUGUGGUGCUGGACGUCGUGCCUAUGGAUUCACGGCGUUAUCGUUACGCUUACCAUCGCUCAUCGUGGCUGGUUGCAGGCAAAGCGGAUCCACCGCCUCCAGCGCGACUUUAUCCGCAUCCAGAUUGCCCUAUAAGUGUGGAGGCGCUAAGGAAGCAAGUGGUCUCUUUUGAGAAGGUGAAACUGACAAAUAAUGAAAUGGAUAAAAAUGGACAGAUCGUUCUUAACUCCAUGCACCGUUAUCAACCACGCAUACAUUUGGUGCGACUCGCUCAUGGCCAGAAUAUACCAACAAAUCCGAAGGAGCUGCAGUAUCUGGAUCACAAAACUUUCGUUUUUCCCGAAACUGUAUUUACUGCAGUUACGGCGUAUCAAAAUCAAUUAAUCACGAAACUGAAAAUCGAUUCGAACCCAUUCGCAAAAGGAUUCCGUGACUCAUCACGCCUGACUGAUUUUGAUAGGGACCCCAUGGACUCAUUUCUACUCGAGCAACACCUUCGCUCACCGUUGCGCUUCUUUCCCGAUCCGCUCAUGGCUCAACUCUCGCCACAAGAGGCCGACGCCGCAUCGCUGGCGUUUCUCGAGAAAGCCCGUCAGCAUCUACAACUGUUCGGUCGCUCGCCAUACACGGAAAUGCUACUGCCGCAACUCUAUCAACGCCCGCCCGUACUGAACGCCUUCAAUAUUGGCAUGUGGCAGCAACAGUGGCCCCAACUUACCGCCGGUUUCAUAGCAAGCGCCAAUCAACAGGCAGCAGCCGCACAAGCUGCCGCCGCCGCUGCUGUAGCGGCAAAUGCGUGCCGCACACCGCCGCCACCGCCACUAUCGACCAUAAUGGUUGGCGUGCCACAGCCUCCACCAGCUACCACGCCAUCUUCUUCUGGUUCGGCCUCACCUGAUAUGCGUAUACGACACUUUCAGCGCUACAGUCCGUAUCAGGUGCCGCAGCAGCAGCAGCAGCAACCGCCACCACUAGCGCGCACACCACCGCUUUGAGGGGCGGGCUGACAGGGGGUGUGCAAUCGUGCAAUCUAAUAUAUUCAAUAAAUUUAUAGAAUUAAUUUUUUGGUUGGGAAACAUUGUUGGAAAUAUGGAAGUUGUUGUUAUUUGGGUACGAUGUCAGUGUUGCGGUGUUGCUGGCGGUGAUUACAUGGAGAGACAACAGUGGGAGAAAAGUUUCUGUUUAAAUGCAAAAUAACUUUGUAUUUAAAUUUAAAUGUAACAAAAUUAAUCAAAAAAACUAGCAAUUAUUGAAAAUUAUAAGAACUUUGCAUGAAAUGUAAAAAAUGAGCGAUUACAGUAUUAAAUUAGGCGAUUGCGGUAAUGAAUUUUGUUGCGCGGUGUAAAUUUCAAAUGUAAUCAAUUUGUGUUUUAUUUAUUUGUAAUUCAUAU